Messenger RNA from Camelina sativa (false flax), 1638 nucleotides. RefSeq names its product protein trichome birefringence-like 26. Gene Ontology annotation, molecular function: O-acetyltransferase activity. Gene Ontology annotation, cellular component: Golgi apparatus. The record is from RefSeq and is a predicted model, not a curated record. Lineage: Eukaryota; Viridiplantae; Streptophyta; Magnoliopsida; Brassicales; Brassicaceae.
CAUCUGCCAAGAUAAACCAUCUCUGGAGGCCAAGUAUAAAAGGGACCAUUGAAUAGCUUCACCAACUAAUUUCACUUUAGUGUUCUCUCUUCUUCUUCUUCUUCAAUGGAACAGCAAUUAACAUUUGUGUUGCUUGAUAGCCCAAAAGGCGCCAAGACUGUAGAAACCCUAGACCCCCCUUCUUUUUCUUCUUCUGUUGCAUCCUCCUCCUCCAUUGAUCGUCGUCAUCGAACCUUCUUCAAGUUCUUCGUUUACUUGUCUUUAGUCGCUCUCGCUUACUAUUUCAUCAUCUCCAGUUUCACCGUCUCUCCAAUUCCCCCAACUUUGCCGGAUACUUCUUCCGCAAACGGUUCAUCAGCAAAGUGUGAUCUUUUCACUGGAGAUUGGGUACCGGAUCCAUCUGGUCCUCUGUACACCAAUCUCUCUUGCCACCACAUUCAAGAUUUUCAGAAUUGUCUUUUGAAUGGACGGCCAGAUGUGAAUUAUCUCUUUUGGAGAUGGAAGCCUCGUGAUUGUGACCUUCCUCGGUUCAGUCCAUCCCAGUUUCUCGAUUCUGUCAAGAACAAAUGGUGGGCUUUCAUUGGUGACUCCAUCGCUCGUAACCAUGUCCAGUCUUUCAUCUGCAUCCUCUCUCAGGUUGAAGAAGUGGAGGAAAUCUAUCACGAUAAGGAGUUCAGAUCCAAGAUAUGGAGAUUCCCUUCUCACAACUUCACACUAUCAGUCAUUUGGUCUCCUUUCCUUGUCAAAUCCGAGACACCAAACAACUCGGAUAUCCAGCUUUACCUCGACCAGCUCGACCCCAAAUGGACCGUCCAAUACCCUAAAUUCGACUACGUUGUCAUCUCCGGAGGCAAAUGGUUCCUGAAAACCACAAUAUUCCAUGAGAACAACAAUAUCACAGGCUGCCAUUACUGCCAAGCAAGAAACAACCUGACCGACCUCGGCUAUGAUUACUCCUACCGCAAAACGCUAAACCUUCUCCGUGACUUUGUCCUUAACUCAACCCACAAACCGCUUGUUCUGUUCAGAACUACAACGCCUGACCAUUUCGAGAAUGGGGAGUGGAACACUGGUGGGUAUUGCAACAGAACGAUGCCGUUCAAAGAAGGUGAGGCGAAAAUGAAAACCGUUGAUGAUGUGAUGCGUGAUGUUGAGAUUGAGGUGUUUCAGAAAUUCGGGAAAGGUUUCGGUUUGGGAUCCAACAUUAGACUACUAGACACGACUGGAAUGUCUCUUCUCCGUCCAGACGGGCAUCCGGGACCGUACCGGCAUCCAAAUCCUUUUGCUGGAGUUAAGGAUAAGAGCCAUGUUCAGAAUGAUUGUCUGCAUUGGUGCUUACCCGGUCCAAUUGAUUCAUGGAAUGAUGUGAUGGUGGAAGCCAUGCUUAACCGGGAACGGGAACUAUACGAUUUAAUCGGUAAAAAGUAGUACUCGAUGUUGCUUUGCUUGUAGCUAGUUACGGUCUAUAGCCGUUCGUUUUCCCACUUGUUAUUUUGUUAGUAAAUAUAUAUAUAUAUCAAAUUUGUAAUGGUUCGUUCGUUUUAGGAAGAAUCCUUUAAUAUUUAAAGGAUGACUUUCAUAAAAACUAAGAAACUGAGAUGUCACUUGCAAUUGAUCAUAAUCCUACGUUAUAUUGAA